CACAACAACCAGUUGAGGAUGAUGAAUAGAAAAGAAAAACUGUGAAAUACUUACAAAUUUCAACCAGUUUCCAUAAUGGAGAACCAGCCAGUAGUGUUAGGAAACCAGGAUGGAGGGGCAGCAACAGGCACAGCACCUGCUUUUUAUGUCCUGGUGAAACAGCCACAGACCAAUGGAAAAGCUGAUCAAGGAAACUUAGUUUCAGAUCGAGACAGUUGUGGUAUUGCUAGCAAUGCAGCCGUACCAGUAAAAUCUAAAGGGAAGACGUCCCUUCCUGCGGAUUGUACCUCUGGAGGCAUUACUGUCACCUUGGACAACAAUACCAUGUGGAAUGAGUUCUACCAUCGCAAUACAGAAAUGAUUCUCACUAAGCAGGGAAGGCGGAUGUUCCCAUAUUGUCGAUACUGGAUCACAGGCCUGGAAUCCAACCUGAAGUAUAUCCUGGUCAUGGAUAUUUCUCCCGUUGACAACUACCGCUAUAAAUGGAAUGGGCAUAGUUGGGAGCCCAGUGGAAAAGCAGAACCUCACGUCUUGGGGCGAGUAUUUAUUCAUCCGGAAUCACCUUCCACAGGUCAUUACUGGAUGCAUCAGCCAGUGUCUUUCUACAAACUCAAACUUACUAACAAUGCCUUGGACCAGGAAGGGCACAUCAUCUUGCACUCCAUGCACCGCUAUCUACCUCGCCUACAUUUGGUGCCUGCCGACAAAGCCACAGAAGUUAUCCAGCUGAACGGUCCUGAUGUCUGCACCUUCACCUUCCCACAGACAGAAUUCUUUGCUGUGACAGCCUAUCAAAACAUUCAAAUUACACAACUAAAAAUAGACUAUAAUCCAUUUGCAAAAGGGUUCAGGGAUGAUGGACUGAGCACUAGGCCCCAACGUGAUGUUAAACAAAAUGGUAGCUCAGACAAUGAAGGAGGUGGUGGUGUGAGUUCUCCAAGCAAUUGCAGGCAUUCUACUGAAGCUGAUCUGUUUCCAGAGCAGAGGAGUCUAGAGCCAUCCUCCAGUGCAAUAUGUAACACAGAUCUGGAGAGAGAAUUAUUCAGUCCAGAUCAUGACUUUUUGAGCCUUACAGAGAGAGAUGCACAUAUUUCUGAUAGGCCAGCAUUGAAGCAGGAAGCUUUGGAAAGCCCAGUAGCUAGUCCUUGUCAAAACAGAUGUCAUCUGCCAUCCCCACUGAACUCAAAUGGAGGCAUCAAUAUUGUUGUUAAAGAAGAACCAGUGGAUGAAUAUGAUUAUGAGUCAAGAGCAUGUACAGAGGGGAUAAAUGUGAAGCAGGAAGAAGGAGAUGAAGAAUAUUCGAAUAACGAUGACUCUGGGGACAAGCAGUCGAAGAAACACAGUGAAACAAGCAGAGAGGAAGUGGAAAUUGAAUCCAACAAGCAAACACAGAAUAGCCAGUUGGGUGUUGCAAAAGCAAAAAUGUUAAAAUUGGAUAGUGGGAAGAUGCCUGUAGUCUAUCUAGAGCCAUGUGCAGUCACCAGGAAUACAGUAAAAGUCUCUGCUCUUUCACAGACUCUGUUGUCACCUUCUAAAAGUGAGAGAUCACCGUCCAGUUAUUCAGUGGAUUCUUUAUCUAUUUGUUUUGAAAAUAAUGAUCUUUCCAGCCCCUUUACAACCAUGAAAAAUGAGGAAAUGGCAGUUGAACAAAUUUCUGAAAAUGAUAUUCCACAUGGGUAUUCUUCAGCAAGAGACAUGCUGUGGGAACCUGAAACAUAUAGCAGCCUCACUGUAACAAAGAAAGCAUCUACCUACAGUCUCAAGGCAGUUCAAAGUAGUGGGUUGUCUUCAGCAAAAGAUAACUCCGGGAAAAAGAAGACAAGUGCAUUUAAGACUCCUUUGUCCCACAAGGGUAUUGUUGGUAACCAAAAAGUUGUGAUACCAGGCUCACGUAAGAGAGGAAGACCACGGAAAAUAAAAUCGUCAGAGGCUGGACAAGCACUAAAAUUCACAGAAAGGUCAAUUACAGCUAGCACUUGUGCCUCUUCAGGGCCUUGCAGUACCCAUAUAGAAGUUAAGCCUGAUCUUGAGGAUGUGGAUGGAGUGCUCUUUGUUUCCUUUGCAUCCAAGGAAGCUCUUGAUAUCCACACUGUUGAUGGAGCUGAAGAGAAAGAAGACCUUCAGAGUAUACAGACUCCUUCACUAGCUCUUUAUGAUACAUACAGUGAUCCAGGUAACAAAACAGAAAUUUGGCUUGUUAUCAAUGGUCAGAGGAUACAGCAACUAGAAAAAGAACUGUUGGAAGAUCUGAAGUCUUUUAAGUACAAGCAAGUGAUACAUCCUAGCCUUCAGGAAGUGGGACUAAAGUUGAAUUUUGUGGACCCGACAAUGAGUAUUGACUUGAAAUACUUAGGUGUGCAGCUGCCACUAAGUUAUUCAAAUGACUGUCCUUUGUGGAAAACCCUGGGAACCAAUUCCUGCUCUGCUGAUGCUGGGCUUCCCUUUGUUUCUAGAACUGGGAAGACAAAUGACUUCACAAAGAUAAAGGGAUGGCGAGGGAAGUUACAUACUUCUUCAAAAAAUGAAGGUAGCAUUUUAGAAGGCUCCUUGAAGAAUCGAUCUGCCUUCUGCAGUGACAAGCUUGAUGAAUACUUGGAAAAUGAAGGGAAGCUGAUGGAAACGAACAUGGGAUUCUCUCCUAGCACAUCCAGUGGUCCUGUGGUUUACCAGCUUCCAACUAAAAGCACCAGCUAUGUACGGACACUAGAUAGUGUUCUAAAAAAGCAAUCCACCACUACUCCAUCUGGCCGUUAUACUUUCAAGCCUCUUUCUGUGCCUUCUGUCUCUGGAAAGAAAAGAAAGAAAAUUAAGAGUAAAAAACAAGCACACUCUAGAGGCAAAGGAAAGCCAUCUUUUGUAACAAAGCAGAAAUGCAGCUUAUCUGUUUCAGAAGACAAAGUCAGUAAAUCUCAGCCAAGUAGUCACACAACUGAGGUAGAUGCUCUCAUAGCACUGAGCACAGAUGAAGCAGUGCAAGGAAAACAAAUUCCUGUGCGUCAGGCACAGCCGCAACAUCAAAAUAGUCGCCCACCAAGUUUAUCUAAGACACAGUUGAAGUUGAUGUUCUUGGAGGAUUGUGCAUUGUGGGAUGGUAAGCCACGUACCUAUAUUACUGAAGAACGAGCAGACUUAUCUCUCUCAACUCUACUUACAGCUCAGGCAUCACUCAAAAACAAACCAAUCCACAAAAUCAUCAAAAAGCAGGCGCCACCAUGCAACAAUGAUUUCUGCCGACUUGGCUGUGUCUGUUCUAGCCUAGCUCUUGAGAAACGCCAGCCUACACACUGCCGAAAGCCAGAUUGCAUGUUUGGCUGCACGUGUUUAAAGAGAAGAGUGGUCCUAGUGAAAGGAGGUUCCAAGAACAAGAAGAUCCUGGAGAAGUCUCUGCCUGGAAAGCGUUGGUUGUAUCAUGGGAAAGAACAAGAGCAAUGGGAGGAGGAGACAGAAAAAGGAGAGGUGCAAGAGAAACUGAAAGAUAAGAAAAGAAAAAAGAAGAUGGAAUAUACAAUCUGUGACACAGAGCCAGAAAAACCUGUGAAGAACUUUCCAUUGUGGGUAAAAGUAGAUGGAGAGGUGGAUCCAGAACCAGUUUACAUUCCAACACCAUCAACUAUCGAAUCCGCAAAACUGGCAGUACCUCCUACCAUAGAUGUUUUAUCUGACAAGCCUGUGCUCAGCGGAGAUAAGCCUGCACCUAGCAUUGUCAAGCCAAGAAUAUAUACACCCAGACCUAAUCCAGUGAUUCGAGAGGAGGAUAAGGACCCUGUGUACUUAUAUUUUGAAAGUAUGAUGACCUGUGCCCGUGUUCGAAUAUAUGAACGCAAGAUGCAGGAGAAAAAACAACAGAAGUGUCUUCAGAAUUCUGAAAAACACAUCGAAAAGGAGCAUUCUGAGCUUCAGCCCCUUAAAAUGGAAGAUGGUAAAGAGCCUGGAGGUAAGAUUAAAAUCUUGAAUUCUCAAAGUAGUGUUUUAUUGAAAAGUUGGUGGUUUUCCUGUAGUACAGGAGAUCCAUCCACUUCCUAUGUACAUCACACCACACCAAAUGGGACAACCAAACUAAUCGAGAUUGUUUCUGAUUGCAACUGGGAGGAGGAUCGCAAUGAGAUCUUGAAUAUCCUAUCACAGCACAUCAAGAACAAGAUGCCAAAGUCCCUCAAAGUGGGAAACUUUGCUAUUGAUCUAGUAUCUGAAAGCAAAACCUGGGAUGAGAAGAACACUCCCAUCUAUUCUUCCCGAGUGAAAAUCUCCGUGCCUUCUUGCCAAAACAAGGAUGAAAAGGUUCACAUACCUGUUUUGGAGCCACCUAAUAAUAGAUUGUCACCAAGCAAAAGGACAGAAAAAAUAACAUUCUUAAUCCCUGGCUCCUUGGGCAAAUUAGAAGAACAAAGGAAGAAGGGCCUGCCUUUUUAUGCUGGACUUUUUCCUGCAGGAAAACUGGCUGCCUAUACAUGCAAAUCUAAUUUGAAUCCUUCAUGCCUGAUUCAGGUUAAUGGUAAAAAUUAUCCUCAGGCCAAGCUGCUUUUGGGACAGAUGGGAGCAUUACAUCCAGCCAAUCGACUUGCUGCUUAUAUCACAGGCAGGUUGCAACCCACAGGUCUUGACCUCUCAACUCUCAGUACUGUGGUCUCCAAGGUUGCUGGUUCUGAGCCGCAGUCAAAUACUGCCAAAACACAAGUUUUCACCAGGACAUCCUCUGGAGCACGCCGAUAUGUUCGUGCACCAGCACGGAGACACAUAGCUGCCCGGCCGUCAGUGGAUAGUUUGCCCUCUCAGUUGGUAAUGAAUGCUGUUGGAGCUCUGCAGCAGAAGAUCCUUGCAGUUAAAACACCCCAACCUCUAACAGGACCACAGAAAUUUAAUAUUAAGUUUGCACCACUAUCUCCCAGGACAAGUUCCAUUCCUGCUGCUGCUACUAGUAUUACUGUGACGCCAUUUCCUGUAACCAUUUCUAGUCAUUCAGAAUAUAAGGAAGCUACCUGCUCUUCUGGUACUGCUUUAGUGAAUACUAGUGAAAAAUCUGAAAAUAGUUCCCAUACCACAGUCUCACCCACAACUACUAUGGCUACUGUUACAAUAACAAAAUCUACUGGAAUAGCUACACCAAUUGCAACCAUUGCUUUUGCGAAGUCUGUAGUAGCCACAUCAACUGUUCCAGUUUCUGCAGCACCUCUGUCCACUGUCUUAACUGCAUCACCUGCCACAGUGACUACACCAGUUUCAACAGUUGACUGUGUUCGUACUGUACCAUCAGGAAUUCAGACAAGUCCUUUAUCAAACCAAAAACAAGGUGCUGCACCUUUAUCUCCAGUUACAAGUCCCCCAAGAUUAUCUCCUGGAGCAGAGAAGCGUAUGGGACCACGACUGCUUUUAAUUCCUGUACAUCAAGGGUCUCCUGCAUUGCGACCUCCACAAAAUACACAACUUGCUCAAGGGAAAAGAAUGAUUUUGCAGCCUUUAAGGAAUCCUGGAGGUGUGAAUCUCUACCGACAUCCCAAUGGGCAGAUUAUCCAGCUUGUUCCUUUGCAUCAGCUCCAACCUGCGGGACCCCAACCCAACAUGCCACCUGUUACGUUCCGUAAUCCAGGAUCAGUUGUAGGAAUCCAGUUGCCUGGACCUUCUAAAUUUCCAGAUGCAUCUGUUUGCCAGUCCACUUCAGUUUCAUCUGUGACUGUGACCACCGUGACUACUUCAGUUUUGUCCAUGAAUCCUUCUUCUUCCCUGGCACCUCUGACCACAGAGACCACCUCAGCGUUGUCUGUCACCCCAACCACCAUAGCCACUCCAGUGUUGCCUGCACCACCUUCCUCUUUGUCUGCAUCCCCUACCACUGAGGCCACUUCAGUUUUGUCUGUGCUCCCUGUUACUGAGGCUUCUUUAGUGUCACCUGAAUCCUCUAGUACUGAGGCCACUUCCAUGUUGUUAGCACCCCCUACCAUUGUAGAUCCCUUGAUGUCGCCUACACCCCGUUCUACUGAGGCCACUUCUGCUUUGCUCCAAUCUUCUCCUGUAAGCCAGACAUUGCAGACUCUUAAAUCUGUGCCUGCACCUCCUGUUUCAGCUACUCAAGGAGCACCAGUAUUCGUUCCUCUGUCACAAGCUGGCACUCUGACUCUGAGAAUUUCUCCCUCAGGUCUAAAAAGCACUGCAUCUGAGACAGGUGCAGAUUUGAAGAUUGUUGGACAACCAAGUAGUACACCUAAUGUAAUUCCUCUUCAGACUGGCAGUUUUGCAUUGCUUCAGUUUCCAGGGCAAAAAAGUACCUCAGAUUCCAUUGUAAAAGAAGAUGAGUCUCUUGAGGUAAAAAAUACCAGUGACAAAGACAAGUUCCAUGCUGUUCAUAUAGAAGAAAAGACAUCAUAUACACAAGAAGUUGAGGCUAUUGAGUCAGAUACCACAGUGUCGAAUAUCAAGAUAGAAGAAAAUACAUUCCAAGCAAAAGGAACAGAUUCCCACUCUGAAGGGAUCAUAUGUGACAGAAAUGCUGUUACUCCGGAGAUGAUUGAAAAGGAUGCAGACAUGGUAGAAAAAAUAUCAGAUGGGGCUUCUGGCUCCCAGCCUGAUGCUGUACCAUCAGACCCCUCUUACCUUGGCGAGAAAAUAAAAUGUGAUGAAAUCAAGUUGAAGGUUAAGAAGAAAAAGAAUGUCAAACGUUCUGAAGAUACUCUUGAUGAAGUACCAUAUAGUUCAGAAAAUGUUUCUGAGGAAUGCAGUCAAACUACAUUUCUUGCACACAAUUCAUUACAAAAGCCAAUGGAUGCUACACGUUUAGAAAGCUCAAAUGAGGAGCAAACACAGUCUGUCAAAACACAAAGUUUUGCUACUAAUUCAAGAGGAGCUAAGCAGACACAUUUGGAAAUGGAAGAGAUGUUUGUUAAUGUACAGUCCCAGAAACAAUGGGAGAAGUAUAAAGUACACGUGGAUUCAAGAGAGAAGCUGCAGAAAAAGACUAAAUCACCUCUGAGUCAAUGUGAGAACAAAGAUCUGAAAGUGCUAUUGAGAAACAGGAAGCCAAAUGGUGACUCUGUUACUGAUGUAGAGAGAGGCAGGGAAGAAGAGAAAGGGAAACCCAAAGUCAGCAGUGCCAAAACACAAAAUAAUACAUCGAGGAAAAAAUAUGUGGAUAGCGCUCAAGAGUCUUUAGCUAAAAAAGAUGCAGAUUUUCAGGUGAACUAUAACACAUCUGCUCAUGAAACAAUCACUGCUGGUUUUCAGGAAGAUGAUCAGACUGUUAAGGACAGCCUUUCUCAAAUCAGCAGGCCUUGCAGCAAAACAUCUACACGGCCAGUUCCUUUGGAAAAUCAAAAUAUGGGUACUGAUGAGCACAUUGAGAAAUUUGUUAGAUGCACAAAACAGAAUACUGUGAAAACAAACCACUGCAGAAAGGAUUAUGUCGAUAUUAUUGAUAUUACCGUGGAUGACAUGGAGAAAGAUGAAAAGACUGAUGAUUCUGCAGAUGAGACAGUUGAUGAAAUAUCUGAUUAUCGAAGUGAAGAUGUAGUGAACAUUGAAACACUGAAUGAAAGUGAAUCCAGUGAAGGUGAGGAGAAUGUGGACAUUGAGACUGUGGAAGAACUUUCAGAGAAAAUUAAUAUUGCUCGCUUAAAAGCUUCUGCUGCACAUGCCCUAUUGUCCAAGCAACUGCAUAUUGUCCAUGACCAUUCAAACAAGGCAAUGACAAAGACUCCUAAGCAACCAGAGCUCUCAAGCAAAAAGCUGAAAAAUGAAGAAGAAGCCUUUGCUAACUAUCGCCAAACACACACAGCAAAUGAGCGUCGGCGUCGAAAGGAAAUGAGGGGACUCUUUGAAAAACUGGAGACAACUUUGGGAUUGCACAUGGUCCCCAAAGUUUCCAAGUGCUUCAUCCUCAAACAAGCUUUUGAAGAGAUUCAGGGCCUUACAGAUCAGGCGGAUAAACUGACAGGGCAAAAGAACUUGUUGAUUCGGAAGCAGGAAACCCUGAUUCGUAAAGUGUCUUCACUCUCAGGCAAAGCACAGGAGGUGGUCUUGAAGAAACUAGAAUAUAUUUAUGCCAAACAGAAAGCUGUAGAAGCACAAAAGAAGCAGCAACAGGAAGCAGAACCUGCAAAGACUGCUAAACCUGCAGAGAUGGCUCAGUCUUCUGCAGAAUCCAAUCCCUCGUCUCUUUUUAGAGAGAUGAAACAAGACACUGUGUCCAGCAAGCGUACAAAACCAUUGAUACUUGCUAGGAAAAAAAGUAAUGCCCCAGGGGAGACAUCUCCUCCUGUGACGCUAACAAAUGCUAGCUUAGUAAUGACUGCACAAGGUCAGGUCCUUACAUUCAAGAGUCCCCUGAUGCCAGGACAGAUUGCUGCCUUGCCUUCCACACACUUGAAAGCUGAACUCAGAUCAGAAGUUGACAGUAGCAGUGGGACAAUGCAGCCAGGUAUUGCUUCUGUGAUGAUUCAGUUGCCAGGAUCAACAGUACCAGUGCAAGUGAAAGGCAUGCUCCCUAACUCUGCAGUUCCUAUUACUUUAUCUGCUGUGGCCAGUAGCCCUGCAUCUCCGGUUGUAGAAACAGAUCCAGAACUCACUCUAGAAAAUGAAGACUCAUUCUUGAUGCCGAGGAUAGUAAAUGUGACAUCACUAGCGACUGAAGAAGAUAAAAAAUUAAAUCUGGAUGUAAAUGAGAAUCCACAUAUAACCACAGAUACAACCGGUUCCCAGGCAUCUGAGCCUUCCUUGCCAGUAGCAUCUCAGGAAACAAUAAAUAUUCAGUGUGUAGAAAAGGCUGAAGCUUCUUGUGGAAACGAGGGAGAGACUACUGAAACAACAGAACCCCUCCUUAGGAAAAAAGAAAUUGUUUUCCCACAAAUAGUGAAUGUCUCCAGUUUAAAAGAAUCACCAGAAUCCUUUGCAACAAAACUUUGCACCAAACAGUUAGCUCAAAGCCAGGCAAAAGAAAAACAGACUGACAAGGGAGGAGGCAGACAGCAGUCAAAGGAUUCUUUAUUCCAAGAGCUGCAGGUUAAAGAAGCCAAAGCCCUUGGGAUAGAAGUGGAAUUACAAAAAGUAGCCUCUGCAAUACAGGAAGCAGCACCAGACUCCAGUGACUUAAUGGACUUGGAGGACAAUGAUGACCCAGAUGAAACACUCACUUCACUUCUGAAUGAAAUUGCAUUUCUUAACCAACAGCUGAAUGAUGAUGCUUCAGACCUAUCAGAACUCCCCAACUCUCUGAGUUCUUGCUUUUCUCCAGGAGAAAUGGAGAAUCAUAGGGAAUCAGCUACUGCAGAUGGAUCCCCCUUUCAGUUUGGCCCGUUGGGUGGGAGCUUCAAGGACUUCUCUGUAGUUCGGGAGAGUAGCAAUUCUAUAACUCCUCUCCUCCUUCACUUAGAUGAUGAUGAAUUACCUAAUGGUAACAGAAACUCAAGAGAGCUUUCAUCUGAAUCGGGUGCUUUGAAGAUCAUGUUAAACUCUGAAGCAAAACACCUAGAUCCUAGCCUCUCAGCAGUACGUACUGGUGAAAGUGGAAAGCAUAUGGAACCUUUGCCAGCAAAGACCACACAUGUGUCACCUCCAAUUCUACAGAUGAAAACCAACCUAGAAGCUGGCAAUACUGAUGCAUCAUGGAGACCCAUGCCCAAAUUGGCACCACUUGGGUUAAAAGCUGCAAACUUAUCAUUGGAGUCAGAAGGGCAGAAUACCAAGGUGAUGCCUGUAUUGGCACCUGUUGCUCCAAAAACUUCAUCUGUGGAGAUAAAAACUGCACAGCCAGUGACUAGUCCAAGUAAGGACAAUAAAACAAUGCCCAUACUAGCACCUGUGGUUACAAAAUCAAAUGAGUAAUGCAACUUUACAUUCAAAGAGUGUUCACAAUUUGUUUACUUCUCAGAAACUUUCAAAGAUAAUUUGGGCAUAUAAUAUGCUUCUGAUAUCUGGCUUCCUAAGUUAGAUCACUUAAAUGUGUAUGUAGUUUGUCAGGCUAGGUGUUUCAAACUUGGGAACCCAGAUAAUAAAUUAGGAGUACAAGCCCUGCCAAAUAAGUAAAAUAUGAAGCUGCCCAAUUUUCUGGGUAUUUUUUUAGAACUUUGUGAAAUAGGGUGAUGAUUUAAUGAAGAAUAUUAGAUAUUUUUAAUCCACAUUUUUCUAGUUAAACCAUGUAGAGCUGCCCCCCCUCCCAUCCCUAAACUGAACUAUUUUCUUGUCAAUUUCAGGGUUAUUCUUAAAAGGCAUGAAAGAAGACACAAGGUGUAGUUUUCAAGCAGUUACAGGGAAAGUCUUUUAAACACCUCUAAAAUGCUUAGGGUUUGUUUAAAAAAAACACUUCAGGGCUGUAUAUGGAUUGUAUACAAUUAUUUUAUCAUGAUGAAUUGAGAAGUCAUAUUAGGAGAAGCAAACAUUCAUAAGGAAACUGAACGCAGUUGAACCACACAU
Messenger RNA from Gekko japonicus, 10395 nucleotides. RefSeq names its product MAX gene-associated protein-like. The record is from RefSeq and is a predicted model, not a curated record. Bases 76 to 9807 code for a protein of 3243 amino acids. Gene Ontology annotation, cellular component: MLL1 complex; nucleus. The transcript is spliced from 26 exons. Gene Ontology annotation, biological process: regulation of transcription by RNA polymerase II; cell fate specification; positive regulation of DNA-templated transcription. Gene Ontology annotation, molecular function: DNA-binding transcription factor activity, RNA polymerase II-specific; RNA polymerase II cis-regulatory region sequence-specific DNA binding; protein dimerization activity. Lineage: Eukaryota; Metazoa; Chordata; Lepidosauria; Squamata; Gekkonidae.